AUGCUGGAGGAAGGAGAACCACCUUCUCCAGACCCUGCCCUUCCCCAAGAGGAGGACACAGAGGAGGAAGGAAUGGCAGCCGGUCUCACAGCAGGGCCCCAAGGAUCCACACCUUUCAGCAGUGUGACUGUAGAUUUUACCCAAGGGGGAUGGAGGCAGUUGGCCCCUGCUCUGAGGGACAGGUUCGAGGAAGGGAUGCCAGAAAAGUCCAGAAACCUGGUCUUACUGGGACUUCCAGUUUCCCAACCUGGUAUGAACUCCCAGUUGGAACAAAGGGAAGGUUCAUGGAUGCUCGAGAGAGAUGGCCUAAGGAACGCCUGUCCAGAUUGGAAGAUUGUAUCCGAAUCACCACCUGAGCAAGACAUUUCUGAAGAAUCAUUCCAAGAUCCAAGUGCAGAGAUGCCUUCUGGGGUGUCAGAGCACAGGAACAGUGAACUGGGGAAAAGCCUCAAUCUGAGACCAGUCCUUUCUCCACAACAGAGAGUUGCUACAGAAGUGAGAUCCCAUAAAUGUGACACACACACAGAGAGCUUUGGGAAUAAGCAGCAUCAGAAGAGCCAUACUGGGGAGAAGCCAUACGAGUGCAAUGAAUGCGGGAAGGCCUUCAGCCAGAGUUCAUCUCUUAUUCAGCACCAGAGGAUUCACACCGGAGAGAAACCUUAUAAAUGCAGUGAAUGUGGGAGAGCCUUCAGCCAAAACGCAAACCUCACAAAACACCAGCGAACUCAUACUGGAGAAAAGCCCUACAAAUGUACCGAGUGUGAGAAAGCCUUCAGUGACUGUUCAGCCCUUGUUCAGCACCAGAGAAUCCACACUGGAGAGAAGCCUUAUGAGUGUAGCGACUGUGGGAAGGCAUUCCGCCACAGUGCAAAUCUUACCAACCACCAGCGGACUCACACAGGGGAGAAGCCCUACAAGUGCAGAGAAUGUGGGAAGGCCUUCAGCUACUGUGCGGCAUUUAUUCAGCACCAGAGAAUCCAUACAGGGGAGAAGCCCUACAAAUGUAACGCAUGUGGGAAGGCCUUCAGCCAGAGUGCAAAACUCACAAACCACCAGAGGACUCACACUGGAGAGAAACCCUACACGUGUAGUGAGUGCGGGAAAGCAUUCAGCCAAAGUACAAACCUUAUAAUCCACCAGAAGACUCACACUGGAGAGAAACCUUAUAAAUGUAAUGACUGCGGGAAAUUCUUCAGUGAGAGCUCCGCCCUUAUUCGGCAUCAUAUAAUUCACACAGGAGAAAAGCCCUACGAGUGCAAUGAGUGUGGGAAGGCAUUUAACCAGAGCUCAUCCCUUAGUCAGCAUCAGCGAAUUCACACUGGUGUGAAACCCUAUGAAUGUAGAGAGUGUGGGAAGGCCUUCAGGUGUAGUUCAGCUUUUAUUAGACAUCAGAGACUCCAUGCUGGAGAGUAACUGGGAACAUAACUG
Messenger RNA from Budorcas taxicolor (takin), 1428 nucleotides. Its product is annotated as zinc finger protein 79-like. Gene Ontology annotation, biological process: regulation of DNA-templated transcription. Lineage: Eukaryota; Metazoa; Chordata; Mammalia; Artiodactyla; Bovidae. The record is from RefSeq and is a predicted model, not a curated record.